AUGGAACUGCAGGAUCCAAAGAUGAAUGGAGCCCUCUCUGCAGGAGCUAUGGGCUCCUAUCCCCCUGCCCUAUCUAACUACAGGCGGGAGCAUAAGAGCUUCCUGCCCAGCCAUAAUCCUGCUCCUGGGAGGAAGCCAGACCAAUUCAUGGAUUUCGAGGGGAAGACAUCAUUUGGAAUGUCAGUGUUCAACCUCAGCAACGCCAUCAUGGGCAGCGGCAUCCUGGGUCUGGCCUACGCCAUGGCCCACACAGGAAUCAUCUUCUUCCUGGUCCUGCUGCUAUGCAUUGCACUUCUGUCUUCAUACUCUAUCCAUCUCCUGCUGACCUGUUCUGGUGUUGUAGGCAUCCGAGCCUAUGAGCACCUGGGACAGAGGGCGUUCCGGCCUGCAGGGAAGGUAGUGGUGGCCACGGUCAUCUGUCUGCACAAUAUUGGGGCCAUGUCCAGUUACCUGUUCAUCAUCAAAUCUGAACUCCCCCUGGUUAUUGGCACCUUACUGGGCAUGGAGCCUGAGGGGCACUGGUUCUUGAAGGGAAACCUCCUCCUCAUCAUCAUCAAUUUGUUCAUCAUUUUUCCCUUGGCUCUCAUGAAACACUUGGGCUACCUGGGAUAUACCAGCGGCCUCUCUCUGGCCUGUAUGCUGUUUUUCCUCAUUUCGGUUAUCUAUAAGAAGUUCCAGCUUGGCUGUGCUGUGGGCCGCAAUGAGACAGCAGUAGAGAGUGAGGCCCCACUGGACCACCUCAUCCAGGGGCUCAACAGAAGCUGUGAGGCUCGGAUGUUCACAGUUGACUCACAGAUGUCCUACACAGUACCCAUCAUGGCUUUCGCCUUCGUCUGCCACCCUGAGGUACUGCCCAUCUACUCGGAGCUCUCCCGGCCCUCCCAGCGCCAGAUGCAGGCCGUGGCCAAUGUGUCCAUUGGGGCCAUGUUCUGCAUGUACGGGCUCACAGCAACCUUUGGAUACCUCACCUUCUACAGCAGCGUGGAGCCAGAGAUGCUGCACAUGUACAGCCAGAAGGACCUGCUCAUCCUCUGUGUGCGCCUGGCUGUGCUGCUUGCGGUGACUCUCACAGUGCCAGUUGUGCUAUUCCCUAUCCGCCGGGCCCUGCUGCAGCUGUUCUUCCCAAACAAGGCUUUCAGCUGGGCACGGCAUGUGGCCAUAGCCCUGGCCCUGUUUGUCUUUGUCAACAUCCUCGUCAUCUGUGUGCCAACUAUCCGGGAUAUCUUCGGGGUUAUUGGGUCCACUUCAGCCCCCAGCCUCAUCUUCAUUCUUCCCAGCAUCUUCUACCUCCGCAUUGUACCCUCUGAGGUGGAGCCCCUCUGCUCCCGGCCCAAGGUCCAGGCCCUGUGUUUUGGUGUUCUGGGGAUCCUCUUCAUGGUGGUCAGCCUGGGCUUUAUGUUUGCCAACUGGGCCACAGGCCAGAGCCAUGUGUCUGGACACUGA
This is a messenger RNA of Orycteropus afer afer, 1443 nucleotides long. Lineage: Eukaryota; Metazoa; Chordata; Mammalia; Tubulidentata; Orycteropodidae. The record is from RefSeq and is a predicted model, not a curated record.